Cloeon dipterum is the source of this 312-nucleotide messenger RNA. Its product is annotated as pleckstrin homology domain-containing family A member 3-like. NCBI's taxonomy places the organism in Eukaryota, Metazoa, Arthropoda, Insecta, Ephemeroptera, Baetidae. The coding region runs from base 1 to 312 and encodes 103 amino acids. The record is from RefSeq and is a predicted model, not a curated record. The transcript has 3 exons.
AUGAAAGAGAGCUCCAGUCCAGACUCCAUGAAACACAAGAAAUCUGAACUGCGGUUGUACUGCGAUCUGUUGAUGCAGCAAGCGCACAUGGUGAAAGAAUCAGCUUGCAAACAGAAUCCUCCAGAUGUUGAGAAACUCGAAGAGGCAACUACUUUGCUUAGUGCAACCUGUGAUUCCUUUAUUGAAACUCUUGAGGCCUGCUCCAAGCUGGCCCACGAACAGUUCCAAAUGGACAUGCCCUCCUUGCACCCUAGUGAAUCUGUGAUAAGACAUGCUAAAAACCACAAACUACAACCGAGCAAUUCAACUUGA